AUGUCGAUCCACGGCUAUCGCCUCGUUUACCGUCUUCACUUUUACCUAUUCGCGUCUGAGCUUCCUUUCGAGACGAAGGGAGCUUCUGUCUCCGCCUUCCGGACGGCACCGGGCGGCCACAACACAAACACAUACCGACAUUGGGUGGCGGAAGAGGCUGACGGCCCUCGGACGUUCGAAAAAUCGCUGCUAGAUCUCAUCCGGGGUCUCCGCUACCACAAGGGAAACGAGAAGGAGUACAUCCAGAAGAGCCUAAAAGAAUGUCGGGCCGAGGUGCGCAGCCAGGACAUGGACGUCAAAGCGACAGCGCUGCUGAAGCUAGUCUACCUCGAGAUGGUCGGACACGACAUGUCGUGGGCGUCGUUCCACGUGCUCGAGGUGAUGUCGUCGCAGAAGUUGCACCAGAAGCGCAUUGGAUACCUGGCGGCAGUGCAGAGCUUCCGCACGGACACGGAGGUGCUGAUGCUGGCGACCAACCUGCUCAAAAAGGACCUGUGCUCAUCGUCGCCUGUGACUAUCCAGCUGCCGAUUGCGGCCCUGCCACACCUAAUCACGCCGUCGCUGGCUAUGUCGGUGUUGCCAGACCUGCUUCCGCGGCUCAAUCACUCGCACCGUGUGAUCCGCAAGAAGACCAUUGUGACGCUUUACCGUAUGGCGCUCGUCUUCCCUGAGACGUUGCGGGCAGCGUGGCCCAAGAUCAAGGACCGGCUGAUGGACCCGACCGAGGAUCCCAGCGUGACGGCGGCCAUUGUCAACGUGAUUUGCGAGCUCGGAUGGCGCCGGCCACAAGACUUUCUGCCGCUGGCACCGCGGCUCUUUGAGCUCUUGGUUGAUGGCGGUAAUAACUGGAUGGCCAUCAAACUGAUCAAGCUUUUUGCGACUUUGACGCCACUCGAGCCUCGUCUAGUUCGCAAGCUGCUUCCGCCCUUGACCGACAUCAUCCGCACGACACCGGCUAUGUCGCUUCUCUACGAGUGUAUCAACGGAAUCAUCCAAGGCGGCAUACUGGGCAGCGACGACGACAUAUCCGGGCGGGAGGAGAUCGCGUCGCUCUGCGUGACCAAACUGCGAGGGAUGAUCAUGGUCCAUGACGACCCCAACUUGAAAUACGUUGCGCUGAUCGCGUUCAACAAGAUCGUGUCGACACACUCCUUCCUCGUAUCGGAGCAGGAAGACGUGAUCAUGGAGUGCAUCGACAGCCAAGACAUCAGCAUCCGGAUCAAGGCGCUCGACCUGGUGCAGGGCAUGGUCAGCAGCGACAACCUGAUGUCGAUUGUGGGCCGGCUGAUGCGACAGUUGAAGCAGUCGACGUCGGCAGCACCGAAAAAGACGACCGAAGUGCGACAGCUGGAGUUCCGGGCAGACUCUGACGACGAGGCAGAAGCGGCAGCCCAGCCGAAGAGCCAGGAGGCGCUCCUGCCGGAGGACUACAAGAUCGACGUGAUGCACCGGAUCCUGUCCAUGUGUGCGCAGAACAACUACAGCAACAUUGCGGACUUUGACUGGUACAUCGACAUCCUGACACAGCUGUUGCGGACAGCGCCGCCGUCACGGGGGGGUGACAGCGACGGUGGCGGCGACAGCGACAGCACGGACGCGAACAACGGGCCGUGGUAUGUGCGGACAGGCAGCACAGACAUCUCGGAGCGGGUCGGCAACGAGCUGCGGAACGUGGCGGUCAAGGUGCGGGCGAUGCGGGCAGCGGCCGUGGGGGCAGCCAACUCGGUGAUUGGGCAGCUCAGCACAGAAGCGGCAUCGGCGACGACGGUACAGGUAACGACGCGGUCGCUGCGGCCGAUGGUGUGGAUGGUGGGUGAGUAUGCCGAGCUGCUGGAGUCGGCCGAGGACACGCUAUCGCUGCUGCUGCAGCUGGUACCACGGAUCCGAGCGGCGGAGGUGUUGGCGACGUGCGUGCAGGCGCUGGCGAAGCUGUUUGCGUUUGUGGCGGGCAAUGAUGCGCCUGGAGGGUGGCAGGAGCGAGCGGUUGAGCUGUCGGAGCUGCUGCGGCUGGCAGACGAGGCAGCGUCGGCGCAGUCGCCGUCGAUCGAGGGCGUGCAGCAGGACGCGCCGCUGCUGCUGACGGAGGCGAUCCCAUCGUUGUUCCGCGGCUGGGAGCUGAACUCUGUGGCGGCGGGAGCGCAGCUGAACAUACCGCUGCCACAGGGCUUAGACCUGGACGAGCCGAUCCACGCAAAUCUGGGCGCGCUGUUGGCGGCAGCGGCAGCAGCAGAUCAGGAUGGCGGGCAGAUCACGACGGGUGGCGUCAACGACGACGACGACUUUGACGCAUACUACUACCAGACAGCAGCACCGGCCAGCAUCUCGUCGGCAGAGAUGCCGGCCAUUAGCAGGCUGCCAGAGGGACCGGAAGCGGGGUCCUCUUACCAACAACAGCAGCAACAGGCUCCAGACGAGGAGGCAUACCUUGAUGCCGACAUCCUAGCGAGACGCAAGGCCGAGCGAGAAGAGCGGUACCGCGAUGAUCCGUUCUACAUCCAAGGGAGUGGUGGCAAGGGGCUGCGAACAUCGACGCCGAUCCACGACAUUCUGACCAAGGAAAACGGCCAGGACCUGGAUAUUGACUCGAUCCCGGUGAUGCAGCUGGACCUCCAGGCUCUGGGAGCGGCCAAGGCGCGGCCGAGCGGCGCGACAGGGCAGCCGCAUCAGGCACGGGCGCGGCCCAAGAGGAUUGUGGUGGCGGCAGAUGAGAUGCUGGCCGGCAGCGGACGAUCGACGCCGCGUAGCCUAGAGUCGGACGUGUCGAGCGACGGACGGCAGCAGCCGCGCCGCAAGACGACGAAGCACCAGCAGUCGCUACUACAGGUGGACUCGAGCUACAUUGGGACACUGAGCCUGGAGGAAGUGGCGGGAGAUGGGGAAGGGGGUGGAAGUGGAAGCAGUAGGGCGAUAGCCAGCAGUUACGACUACGAGCGGCAACGACGAGCCGAUGCGGAAAUGGCACAGGCGCUCAAGGAAGUGGAAAAGCGACGGCUGGAGAUGCAGCGGGCCAACGAACGGGUGCAGAUGGCGCAAGGGAUCCCGAUCGAGGGUGUGGUGGUGGUGAGGAAGAAGAAGAAGACGGCGACGAAGAAGGCUGUCGGAACGGCUGACGGAGAAGUCGUGGCAACCAAACCGAAGAAGAAGGCAGCUGCAGCAGCAGCGGAAGCUACAACGGAAGCCUCAGCGGCAGAGACGACAGUCAUUGCCAAGCCGAAGAAGAAAAAAGGCAGGAGGAUAGUAGACCUGGGGGGAGAGGAGCCGGGAUUGUAG
This is a messenger RNA of Grosmannia clavigera kw1407, 3270 nucleotides long. RefSeq names its product ap-3 complex subunit. Gene Ontology annotation, biological process: Golgi to vacuole transport; protein targeting to vacuole. Lineage: Eukaryota; Fungi; Ascomycota; Sordariomycetes; Ophiostomatales; Ophiostomataceae. The record is from RefSeq and is a predicted model, not a curated record. The transcript is spliced from 5 exons. Gene Ontology annotation, cellular component: membrane coat; AP-3 adaptor complex; endosome membrane. Bases 1 to 3270 code for a protein of 1089 amino acids.